UCGACCUUGCUAUAUCACCCACAUGAUCUCAAAUUGCCGGUAAUCGGUAAACUGUAAAAGCAGCCUUUUGACGACAUUUUUAUUUUGUUGUUAUUGUAUAGUUUAACUAUACUAAAGUAAUUAUGUCUCACUUCAAAUUAAUAUCUUCUAUAAAAGCUUCUGAUGUAAUACCUGUUAAUAAAUAUGUAUCAGAUAAGACUGGAUUAACGGUAAUAAUAGCAAACGUUGAGGGUCCCCUGGUCAAAGGAUUUUUUUGCCUUGCAACGGAAGCUCAUGAUGAUGACGGCUUGCCGCAUACAUUAGAACAUCUUAUCUUUUUGGGCUCAGAGCGCUACCCAUACAAGGGUAUCCUAGAUUUAUUGGCCAACCGUUGCAUGGCACAUGGCACCAAUGCCUGGACUGACAUUGAUCACACCUGCUACACCAUCCACACUGCCGGAGAUGCUGGAAUGUUAACUUUACUGCCUAUCUACCUCGAUCAUAUCCUGAGACCCACGCUCACGGACCAAGGCUUUACAACUGAGGUCCACCACAUUGAUGGUGAUGGAGAAGAUGCAGGUGUUGUGUAUUGUGAAAUGCAGGGACGAGAAAAUACAGCAGAUUGCAGAUGUGAGUUGAGCUUACAACGGGCCAUGUAUCCUAAUAGCGGAUAUUCGUCAGAGACAGGUGGCAUAAUGAAAAAUCUGAGAACUUCCACCAACAAUACUAAAGUGCGAGAUUUCCAUAAGAAAUUCUAUAGAGCAGAAAAUUUAAUGAUUAUCUUAACAGGCCAAAUUGAAGCAGAGAAUGUAUUCAAGGCACUUGCUAUUGUAGAGGAUGACAUCAUCGCAAAGAGGGAAAAGGUUCCUCAAGAAGAAUGGGUUAAACCAUGGCAAACCAUUCCUCCUUCACCAAAAUAUGGAGAACGACGGGAACAAUGGCCUGCUGAUACUGAAGAUUGUGGACAGGUGCUAUUCGGCUGGCGUGGGCCGCUGCUGACGGAGUCGUCGGCGCUGACGGAUCUGACGGGCUGCGCGGUGCUGCUGCGCUACCUGUGCGACACGGCCGCCGCGCCGCUGCAGCGCCGCCUCGUGGAGCGCGAGGACGCGCUCGCCGGAGACGUUUCCUACAAUCUAACUGAGAACAUCGCGCCAUUGAUAAAAAUCGAACUAGACAAUGUUCCAAUAAAUAAGCUAGAAACUGCUCGUGACGAAGCUCGUGAAUGUUUAAAGAGUGUUAUCUCUGGUGAGGAAGCUAUUGAUAUGGAUCGCAUGAAACGACUCUUAAGGAAGCAGCUGAGAGAGACAAUGGCCAGCUUAGAGUCUGAUCCACAUCAUUCGAUCGCUUUCAGAUGUAUUGGUGAUGCUUUAUAUUCGCAGAAUGAACAAGAUUUUGUGUCUCGUAUGAAUCCACAACAAACUCUACAGGAGUUACUGACAGAAAAUGUAGAUUAUUGGUUAGGACUGUUAAAGAAGUACUUUUCUGAUGAUGUAGUCAUCAUCAUUGGAUCACCUAGUAUUGCAUUGCAAGCAAAGAUGGCAGAUGAAGAAAAGAAGAGAAUAGAAGAACAAAGAGCUCAAUUAGGUGAAAGUGGAUUAGCGGAAAAGGCUAAACAACUGGAGGAUGCUAUGGAAUUUAAUGAGCUCCCCCCUCCAGCCGGUACGCUGGCGGCGGUGCCCGUGCCACCGUGCGACGACCUGCGCUGCCACAAUAUUCGCACCUGGAGCAGCGGCUCCGAGCCCUGCCCUCACUUCGACCUGACGCAGGUGCCGCUCUACACGAGGGUCCACAGCCUGAACACGAACUUCGUAUAUAUAAACAUAAUCCUCGAUACCAUGAGAGUGGAUCAAAAAACACGCAAGUGGCUUCCUCUUCUCCUCAAUGCGCUGGCCGAGUGCCCGGUGUGGCGCGGUAACGAACUGAUAUCCCAUGAAGAAGUUAUCUCGACCACGGAACAGCUAACAGUGACCUUCAACAACGAUAUCGGGUUCGGUCGUCCCGGGAACUUUGCAGUGGGCCAGUUUGGCAACUUUGUUCACAUCGAAACAAGGUGUGAACCAGCAGAUUAUGAAGAAGUUGUUAAUCAUCUUUAUGAAGUUUUAUAUGCAGCUGAAAUUACUAAGGAAAGACUAUUAGUAUUUACUCAAAGAUUGCUCAAUGAUGUCUCUCAGGUGAGAAGAAACGGUCACAAAAUGGUAUAUGACAUCCUACGAGAUUCGCUUUACUCAAAGGACAGUAAUGUCCACUGGAGUUCUGUCCUCCGGCAACAGAAGUUCCUCAAAGAGCUCAUCGAGCAGCUAAACGCGGGCGGCGACUCAGCCGAAGCGGCGUUGAAAGAAGCGCAGCAAAAGUUCAAGAACAUCACGGAGAGUGCGUGGUUACAUCUCGCUACCGACUUCGAGCGGUACAAGAUUAGCGUGGAGCCUUGGAAGAGAUUUGCCAGAGAGAACGAAAUCACUCCUGUCGAGCCUAAACUUUACAUGGAUGCGGAGCUGAUGAGCGGGUGGGGCGGCGGUAUGGUAGUCGGAGUGGGCGGCUUAGAGUCUUCGUUCGUCGUGCAGCUGAGUCCCGGCCCGCUGGGCUACGCCCUGCCGGACGCCGCUCCGCUGGCCGUCGCGCUCAACUACUUCACGCAGCUGGAGGGUCCAAUGUGGCGAUUGAUACGCGGAUGUGGACUCUCAUACGGCUAUGGUAUCCGUCCCUCACAAAACGAGGGUCGCCUUGCCUUUUCGCUGUAUCGUGCAACCAAUGCUGUGGCGGCCUACACAAAAGCUAAGGCCAUAGUGGAGGAAUAUUUAGCCGAAGGCAAGUUCGACGAAGAUCUAUUCGCAUCAGCUAAAAGCACAGCGCUAUUCGAGGUAGUGGAGAACGAAAAGUGUCCCGCCGACGUCGUCUGCCAAUCUCUCUUCAAUUAUAUCAAACAAGCGGGCGAAACAUAUAAUAGAGAGCUGGUGUGCGCGAUCGCGGCGGUGACGCCCGAGGCGGCGCACGCGGCGGCGCGGCGCUGGCUGGGCGCGCUGUUCGCGGCCGACAGCAAGCUGGCCGUCGUGUGCCACCCCAGCAAGGUGGCCGACGUGCAGGCCGCCUUCCGGAAAAUUAACGUGAAACUGGACGCUUUCGACUCCAUGGAAGCAUCACAUUUCAACAAAUGACCUUUGAGACCGUCUUAAAAUAUACAGUGUAUUAUUUUAUGCAUUUAUUGUAAGUUUAAUGCAGUAUUUGAAUUAAUUAUCAAUAUAAAGAUUUAUGUAAUGUUUUUAUUAUACUUAUAUAGUAACUAAAACUGCUUGGCUGUGCCUAAACAUAUGUAGCCAAUUAAGGCGUGGAUAUAUGUGAGGUGGCUUCACUAUAUAUAACAUUUCCUCUUUACUUAAGUUUGUUUUAAAAACAUUAUAUACAAUGUACCCUCUAUUUUCGUAGUUUUUCAAUAUCUAUUGCUACAUUUAUUUAUUUAUUGACAUUAUGAUUUAUGAAUCGUGCCGAAAAUAUCUAACACACUUCCCUGCAAACAGCGGCACAGGGAAUGCGAGGACUGCGCGGAGCUUAUUGUCGGUUCAAUCGAGCAUAGGCGACUUAUAUCCACAUCUUAAAUAUUGUCUAAGCGAGAAUGUUAUGCCAUGGAAUUU
Molecule: messenger RNA, 3605 nt
Organism: Vanessa tameamea
Lineage: Eukaryota; Metazoa; Arthropoda; Insecta; Lepidoptera; Nymphalidae
Exons: 18
Coding region: 123-3131 (1002 amino acids)
Molecular function (GO): metal ion binding
Source: RefSeq, a predicted model, not a curated record